Molecule: messenger RNA, 9236 nt
Organism: Archocentrus centrarchus (flier cichlid)
Lineage: Eukaryota; Metazoa; Chordata; Actinopteri; Cichliformes; Cichlidae
Gene: arhgap5
Product: Rho GTPase activating protein 5
Exons: 7
Coding region: 501-5024 (1507 amino acids)
Biological process (GO): regulation of cell size; Rho protein signal transduction
Cellular component (GO): cytosol
Molecular function (GO): GTPase activity; GTPase activator activity; GTP binding
Source: RefSeq, a predicted model, not a curated record
CCAUUACUGCCUGGCUGUGCUGCUAAGAGGGGAGGGAGCACACAGAGCCAGGUUUCGGCUUUCAACGCAUACCACACUAAGCUCACCAAAAUACACUAAAAUACGGGCUAACCGGGCUUGUGGGACUACAGCGGACUACACCUCCAACUAAACCUGACUUCGGAUUUUGUUGGAUGCUUCCGGUGACCGCGGAUUGUGGAUUGUAUAAAGAGUUUUGAUUGCCUUUUAAUGUAGGAAUGCUUUCUCCUCUUCUCCGUGGUAUGUGGAUCUGGGAGCGACCAUGUUAUUAGGCAGGUGAUAAAAGGAGAUGUGGGCUGCUCUAUCCCAGCUUGAAUAAGAUCCAGGAUAGAAACGGGGAGCUAUACAGAGAGAAUCAUUCACUGAAACUGAGGGAAAAUGAAAAUGAAGGUACCUCUGGAUCACUGACAAGCAGAACUGGGAUGAUAUCAUGACCUUUUCUUCCUGAGAGUAACUAGGUUAGCAAUGAGUGGGGGGAUAUAAUGGCCAAGAACAAGGAUGCACGCCCCCCGACAUUCGCCGUCAGCGUGGUUGGCCUCUCGGGGACGGAGAAAGAGAAGGGGAAUUGUGGCGUGGGGAAGUCCUGCCUAUGCAACCGAUAUGUGCGUCCUGAUGCAGAUAACUACUACUCGGAGCACACCUCAGUACUCAGCACAAUAGACUUUGGUGGUCGUGUGGUUAACAAUGACCACUUCUUGUACUGGGGGGAGGUGUCUCAUCGAGGGGACGAGGGGUUGGACUGUAAAAUCCAAGUCAUUGAACAGACGGAGUUUAUCGAUGACCAGACGUUUCUUCCACAUCGGAGUACGAACUUGCAGCCGUACACAAAACGGGCAGCAGCAACCAAGCUCCAGUCAGCAGAGAAGCUUAUGUACAUCUGCACAGACCAGCUGGGCUUGGAGCAGGACUUUGAUCAGAAGCAGAUGCCUGAUGGGAAGCUAAACAUCGAUGGCUUUUUGUUGUGCAUUGAUGUUAGUAAAGGUUGCAACAGGAAGUUUGAUGACCAGAUUAAGUUUGUCAAUAGCCUUUACUCUCAAAUUGUCAAGUCAAAGAAGCCUAUUGUUGUUGCUGCCACAAAAUGUGAUGAGUGUGUGGACCAGCACCUGAGGGACCUGCAGGCCUUUGUUGCCAGCAAGAAGAACCUGAUGCUAAUUGAAACGUCAGCGCGAUCCAAUGUCAACAUAGAGCUUUGCUUCAACUCCCUAAUCCAGCAGCUGGAUAAAACAAGAGGGAAACCGAAAACUGUGCCAUACCUGGAGGCCUAUAAAAUCCAACGACAACUUGUUGCCUCAGUAUCGGAUAGAUUUGAGAAAUUGAUGGUACACUCAGUGAGAGAUUAUCACAUCACGUGGAAAACUGUGAUAAAUAAUCUAAAGGGGCAGCCUGACUAUGAUGAGUUCAUCACCUUGGAGGGGACCAAGAAGGCCCGCAACAUGUUCACAAAGCACAUUGCACAACUGAAACAGGAGCACAUUAAGAGGAGAAGGGAGGAGUAUCUGACAACGCUGCCAAAAACCCUUAACAACAUCCUCAAUAAUCUGGAUGAGAUUGAACACCUUUCUUGGCCUGAGGCACAGAGUGUGAUCCGGAACAGGCCAGAUUUCCAGUACUGGUUUAUCAUACUGGAAAAUACACCGUGGGAUGAGACGGACCACAUUGAUAACAGUGACCGUAGGAUACCCUUUGACCUUCUCGACACACCUGAUGGUGAGAGAAUUUACCAUAACCAUGUCCAGCACCUUCUCUCUGAGAAGAGAAGGGUGGAGAUGAAAGAGAGGUUCAAGAAGACACUGGAGAGGGUUCAUUUUAUCACUCCGGGGCAGCCUUGGGAGGAAGUCAUGUGCUUUGUCAUGGAGGAUGAGGCCUACAAGUACAUCACAGAAUCAGAUAGGAGGGAUGUUUACUGUAGGCACCAGCAGGAAAUAGUUGAAAGGGCGAAAGAGGAUUUUCAGGAAAUGCUUUUUGAGCAUGCCGAGUUAUUCUAUGACUUGGACCUGAAUGCAACCCCCAGCUGUGACAAGAUGACUGAAAUUCACAGCGUAUUGAAUGAGGAGCCCAGAUACAGAGCGCUGCAGAAACUUGCCCCAGAUAGAGAGUCGCUCCUCCUCAAACACAUUGGGUUUGUUUACCAUCCCACUAAGGAGACAUGCCUGAGCGGGCAGAACUGCGUGGAUCUGAAAGUGGAGCAGGUUUUAGCAAACAGGCUGGUGCAGCUCGACCACGGACGCUCUAAUCUUUACUAUACCAGUGCCAACAUUGAUAAGAUAAACCUCUGCCUCCUGGGAAAGGAGGGUCUUUCACAGGACCUAGCCAAUGAGAUCCGAGAUCAAUCUACAGAUGAUGAGUACACUCUAGAUGGUAAAAUCUAUGAACUGGAGCUUCUUCCUGUGGAUGUCAACUCCACUUUGCUCUUCAGCCACACGUGGGUUACCACAUUUAAGCCACAUGGCUGCUUUUGUGUCUUCAACUCAAUAGAGUCGCUUAACUCUAUUGGCGAUUGCAUAGGCAGGAUAAGAGCGGAGAUAGCACAGAGUCGGCGUGAUAGAUUUGCUCAACCACUCCCUUUCAUUCUUAUCCUGGCAAAUCAGAGAGACAGUGUUUGCAAAAACAUACCUAUCCUGAGACACCAAGGUCAGCAACUAGCAAACAAAUUGCAGUGCACCUUUGUCGACAUCCCCUCUGGAGCCUUUCCUCGUAAAUUCACAGAGUUUCAAAUUAAGCAGGGUCUCAGAGCAGUCCUGGAGGGGCUAAAGCAUAACUUUGAAGUCUUGGCCCCACUGCCAUGUAUCAAAGACAUGUCAGAGAUGGACCUUAGAAUAGUCAUGUGUGCCAUGUGCUGGGAUCCCUUCAGCGUUGACCUCAUCCUCUCGCCUUUUCUAGACUCACAUUGCUGUAGUGCUGGGCAGCCUGGUCAGAGCAACACACUGAUACUGGACAAAAUCAUCGGGGACAGCAGGAGGAGGAUCCAGGUCACCAUCCUCUCCUACCACUCUGCCAUUGGUGUCCGCAAAGAUGAACUGGUGCAUGGUUACAUUUUGGUCUACUCUGCCAAACGCAAAGCUUCCAUGGCAACCCUGCGGGCAUUCCUGGCAGAAGUCCAGGAUGUUAUCCCUGUGCAGAUGGUGGCAAUCACAGACAGCCAGGCAGAUUUCUUUGAGAAUGAUGCCAUCAAGGAGUUGAUGACCGAGGGGGAGCACAUUGCCACAGAGAUUGCUGCCAAGUUUACGGCCCUCUAUUCACUGUCACAGUAUCAUCGGCAGACCGAAGUUUUUACCCCCUUUUUCAAUGAAGUGCUGGAGAAGAAGCCGAACAUUGAGAGUUCCUUUCUGUUUGACAGCUCGUCACGUGAGUGCACCACAGGAGCCAGUGAAGAUGUCUUCCCCACCUCUCCCCAUAGCCACUCCCCAGCUUAUAACACUUAUUACCCAGAGUCUGAUGAUGACAAUGAGGCCCCCCCACCUUAUAGUCCAAUAGGUGAUGAUGUUCAACUUCUGCCUACACCCAGUGAGCGGGCCAAAUACCGCAUCGACCUUGAGGGGAAUGAGUACCCAGUGCAUAGCACACCUGUCGGAGACCAUGAACGCAACCACAAAGUGCCUCCACCUGUCCGCCCCAAACCAGCUCUCCCCAGGCCUAAUGUCAAAAAGCUGGACCCUAACCUGCUCAAAACCAUUGAGGCUGGUAUGCGAAGUAACCGAAGAAUGCCACGUGCCCCAGUGAUGCACACUGAAGAUGUGGAGGCGUCAGACAACUAUGCAGACCCUGUGGACACUCUACUUAGAUCCAGGGGGUUCCACAAUGAUGACAUAUAUGCUGUACCUGAAGACGCACACAGCCGCUUGAUCAAAAUAAAGAACUCCUUUGGUGGGUUACAUGGUCUCCACGGAGGAGGAGAGGAAGAGAAUGGAUUUGAUCGGAAAUCUCAGCCUGGAAGGCGGCCGUCAAAAUACAAACAUCGUUCAAAAAUCCUUUUCAGUAAGACAAAGGCCUACCAAAGACGUUUCCACUCAGACAGUGACGGGGAGGAGACUGGCCCGGCCACUCAGAAAAAGAAAAACAGAAGAGCUCAUCGGGGCAGCGAGGAAGACCCGCUGCUCUCUCCUGUCGACCCCUGGAAGAGUGGGAUUGAUAAUCCUGCAAUCACCUCUGACCCAGAGCAGGAGGACAAGAAGAUAAAAAAGAAGAAGACACCCAAGACGCCAAAGGAACCGAAGAAGCCGAAAUCCUCCAAGCCCCCCAAACCGCUGUACCCACCCACUCGGAGAACCUGGGAGAGCAACUACUUUGGCGUUCCCCUGCAGAACCUGGUGACCCUGGACCGCCCCAUCCCACUCUUCAUUGAGAAAUGUGUCGACUACAUUGAGCGCACAGGUCUGACGACAGAGGGCCUGUAUCGUGUCAGUGGGAACAAGACCGACCAGGACAACAUUCAGAAACAGUUUGAUCAAGAUCACAGUAUUGACUUUGUGGCGAUGGAUGUGGCGGUGAACGCUGCCGCUGGAGCGCUCAAGGCUUUCUUUGCUGACCUACCCGAUCCGCUGAUCCCAUACAGCUUGCACCCAGAGCUGGUGGAGGCUGCAAAAAUCAUGGACUACAUGGAGCGUCUACAGGCACUACGGGAGAUUGUGAAGAAGUUUCCUCCCAUCAACUACCAAGUCUUCAAAUAUAUCAUCACACACCUCAACAGAGUGAGCCAGCAUAGCAAAACAACCUUGAUGACGGCCGACAAUCUGUCCAUCUGCUUCUGGCCUACGCUCAUGCGACCCGACUUUGAGAACAAGGACACGCUGUCGACCACCAAGCUGAACCAGGCCGUCAUCGAGUCCUUCAUUGUACAGAGCGACUACUUCUUCCACGGCGGCGAGGUGGCCGAGAGCUCCAGCAGCGAAGGGACGCCGCCACCGCACUGCCACAACAUGGUGGAGGCCCUGCUGCCAUUGCAGCUGCCUCCGCCUUUGCAGCCGCAGCAGAUCCAGCACAGCCUGCCCCCUGACCCGCUCAUCUAAGAGACAGAGGAGCGCGCUGGGAAGUGAAGCAGGGGGAUUGUUUGCCCGCGCUGCCAGCUGCUUCUGGCCGACAGUUGCCUGAAGGUCGUCUUCAACUCUACAAGUUGCUGGUGGGCUGAUAAAAUGGAAAAUAAAGCAACCUGGUCGGUGAUUUUUCUUUUUUUUUUUUCCUUUUUCUUUUUUUGGGUGGGGGGGAUUCAUCAGCUGCUGUUUGUCAUCGACGCUGAGCUGAAUGAGCUUCGGGGGUUAGAGACGCAUCGACCGUUUGUUGGAUCAAACCUAAUCUGUGAGACCUGCUCAUCCUGUGAGAUAAAUCCUGGAUUAGUGAAUUUCAAUCGCACGUCACCUUUUGGAACUAAUUUUUCCAUCUGACUGCCCCUUUCAUGACACAGAGGCUGAAAACAGUGAACGAGCUGCUUUGAUUUGGCACAUAGUGACAACACUAAUUGUUCAGAGUCAGACUGAGACUCUGGAUUCUGGGACACGUUUGGGGUGAAUAAAAAUUACCCUACUACCUUCACCCUGACGGAAUAGCACAUUGGGGUCCCCAUUAAGCCCCACCCUCCUGAUCCCUGCUUUUAGAUAAGAGAAAAGGGAAGUUAAAUCCUUGCGACUGCAACUCAAAUGUGAAAAGAUCUGAUUCUCGCUGAUUGGUUGACUCAUUAGCUCUAUGACUGAAUGGCUAUCUGACUAACACACAUGCUGAAUGUGAGGAUUUCAGUCUUCCUGCAGAUUUCAGCACAGGAAAACAUUUCUUCUUCUUAUGUUUGACCCUGUUCAUAAUAGGAAAGGGGGGGGGUCAACAAGACACUCAAAGUCAAACACACUCAUGGACAUGAGGUGCAGUCGAAGCCUUGCAGAGGUGUUUUUAAGUUUCAGUGAGGUGGGAGGUGGAAUGCUCUCUCUUUUAAAUACUAAAUGACUCCCUUCCCACUACAUGAACUUUGACCCUCAUAAAGGACAGCACAUGCACGAUUUGUGUCAAAGAUCCACAUGCCAAUUUCGUGUCUGUUUACUUAGCUUUUUUCAUCAUUUCUUUCUUUCUUUCUUUUUUAUUAAAUAUUUUUUGUAUCGUCAGAUUUCAACCCAGCUUGUGUGUUUGUGUGUUAUGAUGCUGAUGACGUGUGUGAAGGUGUAUCUGUGUGAACUGACCUGUGGUCUGUUUGUACCUUCUCUACAGAGGGAAGGGUGGGAUUCAGAAGGGAAAAGGGACAGAAAAUGUGGACUUAUGGAUCUGUGAUGCUCUGUAUGAGAGAUUCUUCUGGCUAACUGUUGCUGAGUGUCUCUGUUAAUGCACCGCCUCUUAACCGGAAGGGACGACAACCCCUCGACGAUGGCACAUGAGUAAGGAAACCACUACGUUGCGAUGCAUUCUGGACCGGUUUGGUUCAAGGAGGCGUCUUCCAUGUUGGCUAACUUCCUGGAGGAUGCAUCCCGCCUUUUCAUUUCCAUGUUUUCAUUCUCCUGUUUCUGUUGGUUUGUUGAAAUUUGCAUGUCUCUGUUUUUGCCACUUAGUGAAAAAAAAGAGCUUUAAAGUUAAAAAAAAAAAAAAAAAAGAGAGAGAGAGAAAAGAAAUCAAACUCUAAAUGAGCUCCUGUUCAGAUUUGCAUUGCUGUAUCUGAAUCUCUUUGGGUUAAGGGGAACAUUUCUACAGAAAAACAAAUUUUUUGCAUUUGUUCCUUUUCCGCCAUGCAAGAAAUCAACACUUAAUAUCAUAUUUUUGGUUAUAUAGUUUUCCCUAAAUAGAGGAAAGAAGUAUAUAUAAGUAUAUAUAAAUAUAUAAAAAAUUAUCAGCAGCAAAGGUUGCUGAUUUAGUGAACUACCACGGGGUACUGGACUAUAAUCUGUCAGAAGCUAUAAUCAUAUUUCUUUGUGGUUUGGGUGGUGUGCGAGUGUGAGUGAGAGAGUGAGCGCGUGUGUUUACGGAGGGGAAGGGAGUGGGUUUGAUAACAGAUGGUUAGUUUUUAACUCCUCUGGCCUGUCCAACACACAGAAACAUCUCUCAUUGCUUUCUUCCUCUGUGACACUGAGGGAGACGAAGGCACAAAAACUGAGCAUAUCUUUUCUGAAACAUAAAGCCCUGUUGAUACUCUGCAAGAGGAUGUUUGACUUCUUAUUUCCAGCUUCCUGUCCAUCUGGAUCUAAACACUCCCGUCAGCUGUAGAAUCAUUUUAACCUGUAAACUUUUCCAUUAAAUGAAAUGUUACAAGUUGGUAACAAUUUGAAAUAAUUCUCAUGAAGUGAAUAAUUAAGUUUUUGAAGGUAAAUAUUGCACUUUUGUUACAUUACAAAUAGGUAAUAAUAAUUUGCCAGUAUAAGAUCGCUAUGUACUACAUAAUACUUAAGGUAUUUAAUAAAGUAAGAGUAUUUUUGUUGUGGGGGUAUCACUACUAAAUCUAAAUACAUCGACCACUGCUGACGUGUUGGAAAGAAUAAAGAAAAUGGUGACAGCAUUGGCAUAAUUCCACUUUUAAUGAGUACAUGGCAUUUAACAUUUUUAUAGAGCACAGUUGUUUCUUACAAACAAGUAACGAGUGGAUUAUUUGUUAUUACCAAAUAACAUCUUUUCAGGUAGUCUCCUAAAUCAGCCCCUAAAAUGCUUAUUUAGUCUGUAAUUAUAAUCUCUUUAUUAAAGGUACUCUCAAUUAGUUUAUCUAUUUAUACACAAUAAUAUGUAAAUAUUUGUUUUGUGUGUGUUACAAAGCUAUCCAGAUGUGUCAUUUGUGGGAUGACAUCAUCUCUAGGCAGGUUAAUCUGCGGCAGACGGAUUCAGAUGGACAGAAACUUCUUUUAUUCGGCAGAAAUGAAGUCAGUUUAAAAGCAGCAGCCAAAACUCGCCUGGCACAGAGUGGAUGUCGGUGUAGGUACUGAACUGAAAAUGUCUAUUUUUAAAGGGUUUUACUGUGGUGAACCUGAGACCGCCAUUCUGUCCUUGCAGACGUUUUUCCCCUGAAAUUUCAACCUCACGUUGCGACUGCUGCUCCUCUGAUCAUUUUAAAUUCACUUUAUCAUCCAGCAGCGAUCUGUUUUUGGUUUCAUUUAUAAUUUAACCCACGUUUAUGAACUUCCUCUGCACUUUCUGCUGCCUUCUCAGAUGCUACAACCUGAUAUUAUCCCUCAGACAGAGUGCACCGUACACAGAGUGCAUUGCUGCGUGUAGAGGGGACGUGAUGAAGGGCAUCAUCACACAGCAUUUUUCUCCCAUCUUUGAUGCAGCUUUUGGUACUGGGAUGUUCAGCCUGGUUCUAAUGAAAAGGCUUAGCAAAAACAUCCCAGAAGUUCUCCGAAAGACUGAAAAGUGUCAGAAUGAACGUCAGCAUUGAGAGAUGAAUCCAGCGGUUAUAAAACAAAUGUUUGGUCCCAACUGUCUCCUGCUCUGUGGUUUCAUACACUCAACAAUGGUUCACUGCAUUGUAUCAAUUCUCAGAAAUUCAGCCUCAUUAUUUUUCAAUCAGUGCUGAAAUAAUUACUCUGUUUUCAGAAAUAUUUUAAUCGCUGAAAUUUUAUCUGCUACAGUUUGAAAUUUGUGCAAUUAAUUAAUAAUGUCAUGUUUUUAAUUGUGGAGUAUUUGACAGGACAGAAAUUUUAAAGGUUAUGCAACCAACUGAACCAACUUAGAGGGUUGGUUUUGUGUAUGACCUUGAGAUAAAACCCUGAAGGGAAAGGAAGAGAGCCAAAAGCCCGUCUAACCACGCCACAGGUCUGAUUGAGAGGGCACUUUGAAGGAGACCUGCGUCUAUAAUGGGACCUGCUGCAGACAAAUAUUUUCUUCUGAAAUGUGAAUGAUGGUGUUAAAGGUGAAUUAGAGGAAGACAAUUUUCCAAGGGGAAGCCAAACCCUCACUUCAAGAUUUUAUGGUGUUGGACAGAGGAGGGUUUUGAAGGGCGAGUGAGUCGUGAGGGUGGGAGUGAGUGUGCGAUUGUUUCAGGGGCAGGGUGGAGGGAGGGUGGGGCUCAGCUGCUAGAUGAUAUAAGACUAAGCUGUUCGUCUGUAGUUUUCCAUCAAUCAAUCGACUCUUUGUUUAUUUUACCGUUUUUUUUUUCGAUAAGAUCUGCCUUCAUCCAAUCACACCGGUGUACAAACCAACUGACUUUUAACAUCCGCUGUAUUAUAGUAAAUAAAAAUGAUUUUCAGAAAUGGAAAAACUCUAAAAGAUUUUUUUUCUUUGUUUGCGCUCCAUAAUGUUUCCAAAUAAAGAUUCUUUUUUUUUUC